AGUCUUGCCGUGUUUGUCUGUGAAAUAACUCCAUAGCUUUCGUUUAUUCCGUUUCGCGUACCGUCCUUCUUGUCGUUUUUAUUUGAUUUCAUGUGUAACAAUUCAACGGCACUUAGUGUAAUAGAUUGUAGGACGUUGUGACAAUUUAAGGUUUUUUUUCUGGCUGAGAUUGUAUGAAAGAGACUCAUAACGGCUAAACGUAUACCACAAUUGUGUAUUAAUCGUGUCGUAGACAACAGAAAUUCGUGACUGGUUGGAGUCAGAAAUAAACGUUGAAAAUAUUUAACAUUUUGUCGUAUAAAUGCAUCAGCUUUUGUGUCAUUAAAAAGUGGACAUUAAAUAAAUGAAACCUUCUAAAAUCGUGCAAAAACCCGAAAUGCUUUAUUAAAUUGAAUGAUUAUAAUCAAAAAUAAAAAUUUGAAUAUAUACAUCACUUAUAUGUACGUACACAGCACUAGUAGCUCCUGAAUAGAAUUGCGUAACAAUGAACAAACGAGUGGAACCGACAGGGUUAGAGCGUGGCUACAAAAAUAGCGAGGGCGUCGCCUUAGCGGCGAUGUCUCCAAUAGGACAAGUGGUUAAAUCACGUACACCAAGAAACGAGCUACCCGAUUCCGAACAGAGGGAAACAUGGUCUGGAAAAGUGGACUUUUUAUUAUCCGUUAUCGGUUUUGCUGUAGAUUUGGCAAACGUAUGGCGUUUUCCUUACUUGUGCUACAAAAAUGGCGGUGGUGCGUUUCUAAUUCCGUACUGUAUUAUGCUCGUUGUUGGUGGUAUACCGCUAUUUUACAUGGAACUUGCUCUGGGCCAACAUAAUCGCAAAGGCGCUAUUACGUGUUGGGGUCGCCUUGUUCCUUUGUUUAAAGGAAUCGGUUAUGCCGUUGUAUUAAUAGCCUUUUAUGUUGAUUUCUUCUACAAUGUGAUAAUUGCGUGGUGUUUGAGAUUUUUUUUCGCUUCAUUUACCAAUGAUUUACCAUGGACGUCUUGCGGUAACUAUUGGAACACUUUGGAUUGUAAACCGUUCGAAUUUGCUGGUCCAAAUAUAACCCGUUCCAAUGAAACCGUUUCCAUUAAGUACGCGUCUGCAGCGUCAGAGUAUUUUUACCGCUACAUUUUGGAAUUGAAUGAAAGUGAGGGUAUUCAUGAUUUGGGUUCGAUUAAAUGGGAUUUAGCGUUGUGUUUGCUGGCCGUCUAUCUCAUAUGUUAUUUUUCCUUGUGGAAAGGAAUCAGUACAUCAGGGAAGGUCGUUUGGUUUACAGCACUAUUCCCGUACGCAGUACUUCUGAUUUUAUUAAUUCGCGGUAUAACACUACCUGGUUCAGCCGAAGGAAUCAAAUAUUAUUUACAACCAAACUUCGAUGCCAUAUACAAAGCUGAAGUUUGGGUGGACGCUGCGACGCAAGUUUUCUUUUCAUUGGGACCAGGAUUCGGGGUGCUACUCGCUUAUGCAUCAUACAACAAAUAUCACAACAAUGUUUACAAGGACGCAAUCUUGACGAGUUUCAUCAACUCGGCGACCAGUUUUAGUGCUGGUUUUGUGAUCUUUGCUAUUCUCGGUUAUAUGGCCCAUUCAUCGGGUCAAAAUAUUAACGAAGUUGCCACGGAAGGUCCAGGAUUGGUAUUCAUUGUAUAUCCGGCGGCAAUAGCUACAAUGCCGUACAGUACAUUUUGGGCGUUGAUAUUUUUCAUGAUGUUGCUGACGCUCGGGUUGGAUAGUUCGUUUGGUGGCUCUGAAGCAAUAAUCACAGCGCUCAGUGACGAAUUCCCAAAAAUUGGAAGGAAUCGCGAAGUGUUUGUGGCUGGACUAUUUUCGUUGUACUUUGUAGUCGGGCUGGCCAGUUGUACGCAGGGAGGAUUUUAUUACUUUCAAUUAUUGGAUCGAUAUGCAGCCGGUUAUUCCAUUUUGAUAGCCGUUUUCUUUGAAGCUAUUGCCGUGUCAUGGAUCUACGGGACGAAUCGAUUUUGCGAAGAUAUUCGCGAUAUGAUCGGCUUCACGCCGGGUAUUUAUUGGCGUGUUUGUUGGAAAUUUGUAGCUCCAAUUUUUCUAUUGUUUAUCAUAAUUUACGGUUUGAUUACAUCGGAGCCCCUGAGUUAUGAAAGCUAUGUCUAUCCGACGUGGGCAAACGCUCUGGGAUGGUGCAUUGCUGGAUCUUCAAUGAUUAUGAUCCCUGGUGUUGCUAUUGUGAAACUUUUGAUGACGCCGGGGACUAUCAAACAACGACUCCGUAUUCUAACAACACCAUGGCGUGAUACCCAACGAAACGUAAACGGAAUUAUUGUUGAACAACAAGUGCGGCUGACCACAUCGAAAGAAGGCGAAGAAGUGUGAGGUUUGCCGUUUACGAGAUUUACUGUUUAUUACGUUUAGAGUUUGAAAUUGUUUUUAAUUUAAUUCUAACAAAAGUAUAAGCAAAAAAGAAAUUAUUCCAAAAAAAAUAAAUUGUGUACUAAACAAAGAAAAAUGCUGUGUAGAUAAUAUAGUUGAUCAUUGAACAAAAACCAAAAUAUAUAAUUAUUCAGACAUAGUUUUUAGGCGUAGGUCUAAGUUUAUUUAAAGCAAAACAGACAGACACUGUAUAAGAGUUAACGUUAAAAUAAAAAAAAUAUUAAAAUUUACAUUUAAUAGAAUCAAAAGAG
Messenger RNA from Bradysia coprophila, 2637 nucleotides. It is a transcript of the gene DAT, whose product is annotated as Sodium-dependent dopamine transporter. Gene Ontology annotation, cellular component: axon; presynaptic membrane; plasma membrane. The record is from RefSeq and is a predicted model, not a curated record. Gene Ontology annotation, molecular function: dopamine:sodium symporter activity. Lineage: Eukaryota; Metazoa; Arthropoda; Insecta; Diptera; Sciaridae. Gene Ontology annotation, biological process: amino acid transport; dopamine uptake involved in synaptic transmission; sodium ion transmembrane transport.